This is a messenger RNA of Spathaspora passalidarum NRRL Y-27907, 2801 nucleotides long. It is a transcript of the gene RSP5, whose product is annotated as NEDD4 family E3 ubiquitin-protein ligase. The transcript has a single exon. The coding region runs from base 270 to 2678 and encodes 802 amino acids. Lineage: Eukaryota; Fungi; Ascomycota; Pichiomycetes; Serinales; Debaryomycetaceae. The record is from RefSeq and is a predicted model, not a curated record. Gene Ontology annotation, molecular function: protein binding; ubiquitin protein ligase activity. Gene Ontology annotation, biological process: ubiquitin-dependent protein catabolic process.
AAAAAAAGACACACAACAACGUAAAUUUCAAUUUAAACAAUUUCUUUUCGAUUCUGAUUUGUACUCAUUAUAACCACAACAAAAGUAAUAAUAGAACUCUCCACAUAAUCACAAUACAUCCAUCACACAUAAAGUGUUCUCUUCAUACACAUAUAUACACAGUCCGUCAUAUAUUAUAGAUUGAUUAUUACCCAGCUUGCCACUCCUUUCAUCACUGUGUCCUCCCCCCUCCUGUAUCUUAUAUUCAUAAAUAAUAUAUUAAUACAAUCAUGGUUAGUGGACGUGCAGUACCUAUAAAUGUCAAAGUAGUUGCGGCAGAAUCACUUUAUAAACGUGAUGUGUUUCGUCAACCGGAUCCAUUUGCGGUUAUAACUGUCGAUGGGUCUCAAACUAAAACUACAAAAACCGCUAAAAAGACAUUAAAUCCUUAUUGGAAUGAAUCGUUUAAUUUCCAAGCUUUACAGGAUUCGAUAUUGGUUAUUCAAGUAUUUGAUCAAAAGAAAUUCAAAAAGAAAGACCAAGGGUUCUUGGGUGUGGUUAAUAUAAGAAUUGGUGAUGUGAUUGAUUUAUCGUUGCCAAAUUCAGAAGAAACUAUAACUAGAGAUUUAAAAAAAUCAAAUGAAAAUUUGGCUGUUAGUGGAAAAAUCAUUGUCGUGAUAUCAUAUUCAAGAUCUGGUGGCUCUACUUCUGGUCCAGCAUCUGCUCCUUCUGGUCCUUCUCGUGUUUCAAAUGGUUCAGCUGCUACUGCUCCACCACCAGCUGCCAGUGCACCUGCUGCUGCUCCUACAUCACCUACUCACCAUGCUAAUGCUGCUUUACUAUCUCAUGGUGCUACCGGUGAUGGGUCACAGUUCCCAAGUACGACCGCAUCUAAUCGACAAUACUCAUCGUUUGAAGAUCAACAAGGUCGUCUUCCAGCAGGGUGGGAACGCCGUACCGAUAAUUUCGGAAGAACUUAUUAUGUCGAUCAUAAUUCAAGAACAACAACUUGGUCAAGACCAACUUUGGACCAAUCAGAAUCGGAAAGAGGUCAAUUGAGACAAUCGGAAACUGAAGCCGAAAGAAGACAACACCGUGGCAGAACCUUACCCGGUGAAACUCCAAGUUCUCCAUCUCUUAUGAAUAAUGUUAAUUCAUUAACUAGUGGUAAUGUUACUGUUAAUGCUACUGGACCAAAUACCCCAGUUUCACCAGGUGCUGCGGUAUCCAUGGCUUCUUCAGGUGCAACUACUAGUGGAUUAGGUGAAUUACCUUCUGGGUGGGAACAACGUUUCACAAACGAAGGUAGACCUUACUUUGUUGAUCAUAAUACAAGAACAACUACUUGGGUUGAUCCAAGAAGACAACAAUAUAUCCGAACCUUUGGUCCAAACACCACCAUUCAACAACAGCCAGUUAGUCAAUUGGGUCCAUUACCUUCUGGUUGGGAAAUGAGAUUAACAAACACUGCCAGAGUUUAUUUUGUUGAUCAUAAUACAAAGACCACGACCUGGGAUGAUCCAAGAUUGCCUUCAUCCUUGGAUCAAAAUGUCCCACAAUAUAAGCGUGAUUUUAGAAGAAAAGUUAUUUAUUUCAGAUCUCAACCUGCAUUAAGAAUCUUACCAGGACAAUGUCAUAUUAAAGUUAGAAGAGAUCAUAUCUUUGAAGACAGUUACCAAGAAAUUAUGAGACAAACUCCUGAAGAUUUGAAGAAACGUCUUAUGAUUAAGUUCGAUGGUGAAGAAGGGUUAGAUUAUGGAGGGGUUUCCAGAGAAUUCUUUUUCUUACUUUCUCACGAUAUGUUUAAUCCAUUCUAUUGUCUUUUCGAAUAUUCUUCGCAUGACAAUUACACAUUGCAAAUUAAUCCAAAUUCAGGUAUUAACCCUGAACAUCUUAAUUAUUUCAAAUUCAUUGGAAGAGUUGUUGGUUUGGGUGUCUUCCACCGUCGUUUCCUUGAUGCCUUCUUUGUCGGUGCAUUAUACAAGAUGAUGCUUCAUAAAAAGGUUGUCUUGCAAGAUAUGGAAGGGGUUGAUGCUGAAUUCUACAGGUCUCUUAAAUGGAUCUUGGAUAACGAUAUUACUGAUAUUCUUGAUUUGACAUUUUCUGCUGAAGAUGAAAGAUUUGGAGAAAUUGUCGAAGUUGAUUUGAAACCAGGGGGGCGUGAUAUUGAAGUGACUGAAGAAAAUAAACACGAAUAUGUUGAAUUGAUUUCUGAAUGGAAGAUUUCUAAACGUGUUGAAGAACAAUUCAAGGCAUUUAUUGAUGGGUUUAAUGAAUUAAUUCCUCAAGAAUUGGUCAAUGUUUUCGACGAGCGUGAGUUAGAAUUAUUAAUUGGAGGGUUGGCCGAAAUUGAUGUUGAAGAUUGGAAGAAACACACUGACUAUAGAGGAUAUCAAGAAUCAGACCAAGUUAUUCAAUGGUUCUGGAAAUGUAUUGGCGAAUGGGAUUCUGAACAAAAGGCCAGAUUAUUACAAUUCACAACAGGUACUUCUAGAAUACCUGUCAAUGGGUUUAAAGAUUUGCAAGGUUCCGAUGGGCCAAGAAGAUUUACCAUUGAAAAAGCGGGUGAAUCAAAUCAAUUACCAAAAUCGCAUACUUGUUUUAAUAGAGUUGAUUUACCACCAUAUGCUGAUUAUGAAAGUUUAAAACAAAAAUUAACGUUGGCAGUGGAGGAAACAGUUGGAUUUGGUCAAGAGUAGAGGAGAUUUACAUAUAUUGUUGAUUGUUGUUGUUGUUGUUGUUGUUGUUAUUGCACUUAUACAUAUGUACUUACAUAUGAUUUUAUAUUUUUGUUAAUGUUAUAAAUUUGUUAUUUUUUUUCG